Molecule: messenger RNA, 2007 nt
Organism: Ricinus communis (castor bean)
Lineage: Eukaryota; Viridiplantae; Streptophyta; Magnoliopsida; Malpighiales; Euphorbiaceae
Product: probable pectinesterase/pectinesterase inhibitor 36
Exons: 3
Coding region: 371-1825 (484 amino acids)
Biological process (GO): cell wall modification
Molecular function (GO): pectinesterase activity; pectinesterase inhibitor activity
Source: RefSeq, a predicted model, not a curated record
AUUCGUAUUUUUUCUAAUUAAUGAAAUCUGCUAAAUAAAUUAAAUUUUAUUAAUAUUAUGAAAAGGAAGAUAUCAUACAAAGUUUCUGCAUUUUAAAUAGAUCCACCGUAUGCUUAACUUUUCUCACCCAAAUUCAAGCCUUUUCUUAAUGACCUUUUGUUGUCUUCUUCGUUGCAUGCUUCGUCGGUGAAGCAAAUAUUACAUGUAAGUGGCAAGAUGUUGGUGUCCAGUCAUCCCAUCUCAUGCAUGAUCUCCAUGUUACACUUGGCCACAACAACUGUAUACGUGUUUGUUUCUUCUACCUGCGCCUUAUUAAUCAGUAAUAGACCUCCAUUAUGGAUAUCCAUGUCGUUAUUUUUCAUUGCAGAAAAUGUCCACUAUCGUCAUCCUUUUCUUUCUUCUAGCCAUGGCAACCUCUUCCACCUUUUGCCUUCAGGAAUUGGAGACGAUCCAAACCGCCCAAACUCAAACCCUGCAAGUUAGAAAGUGGCUUCAGUCAUCAUUGGGUGGAGGGUUGAACCAAGGUUUUAGUUAUAAUUUUGGUGUGCCUUUAAGUGAUUGUAUCAAACUUUAUAGUGAAAGCGAGUUUCGACUCUCGCAAUUGCUAGCCAGUGAGAAGAACUACACCCAUCAUGAUGCUCGCACGUGGCUAAGUGGCGUGCUAGCUAAUCAUAAAACUUGUUUAGAUGGUCUGAGUGAAAAGGGGUUUCUUGAAAACGAUCAUGAAAUGGCCCAUAAUCUAACAUUUUCUCUCAGUAAAAGUCUUGCCUUGUACAGUCGAGGAAGAAGAACGAUAAAUAGAGGAGUGCCACGAAGACCGAUACACAAUUACAAUGGGGGAAUUUUAACUUCGUGGAAUCCUACGACUUCACAGGCAGAUUUUGUAGUAGCAAGAGAUGGUUCUGGUACUCAUAGAACGAUUAAUGAUGCCUUGGCUGCACUCAGUAGAUUGGGCACAAGGAGAACCCAACGAGUAAUAAUCUAUGUCAAAGCAGGAGUUUAUAAUGAGAAAGUGGAAAUUGAUCACCAUAUUAAAGAUGUGAUGUUCGUAGGAGAUGGUAUUGAUAAAACUAUUAUCACAGGCAGCCGAAAUGUCCCAGAUGGCUCUUCCACUUUUAGCUCAGCUACUUUUGGAGUGUCAGGGGAUGGAUUCUGGGCAAGGGAUAUAACAUUUGAAAAUACGGCUGGCCCCCAUAAACACCAAGCAGUGGCAUUAAGGGUGAGUUCGGACCUCUCAGUAUUUUAUCGUUGCAGCUUCAAAGCUUACCAAGACACCCUCUUCGUGCUUUCCUUGAGGCAAUUUUAUCGCGAUUGUCACAUAUAUGGCACUAUCGACUUCAUAUUUGGUGACGCUCCGGUAGUGUUUCAAAACUGUGACAUCUUUGUAAGAAGACCAAUGGACCAUCAGGCCAAUUUUAUAACUGCGCAAGGAAGAGAUGAUCCUAAUGAAAACACUGGAAUUUCUAUACAGAGGUCGCGUGUUAGGGCUUCACCUGAUUUUAUGGUUGCUAAAAAUAAAAUCAGAAGCUUUCUUGGCAGGCCAUGGAAGAAAUAUUCAAGGACGGUGUUUAUGCAAACAGACCUGGAUGGUUUAAUUGAUCCAAUGGGUUGGGGUGCAUGGCAUGGUGACUUCGCACUUUCAACUCUAUUUUAUGCAGAGUAUAUGAACACAGGCAAUGGUGCAUCUACUUCAAGAAGAGUGAAAUGGCCUGGAUUUCAUGUGCUUAGUAGUCCUCAGCAAGCUAGUCCUUUUACUGUGACUAGGUUCAUACAAGGAGAGUCCUGGAUUCCUGCGACUGGUGUACCAUUUUGGGUUGGAAUUUAAUGCCAUCAUAUACCAGUAAUCAGUGAUAUAAAAGUGGCUGGUCAGAUUUAGUUAACCUUAGCUAGGUUUUGGAUCCUAAUAUAACUAUGUUAUUCUGUAAGCAACUGUGCAUCGAUUCCCCUUAAUUUCCUUGUAGCAAAUUUUACUUUAUCUAUACAUUACGAUAACUCACUUUAUUCAUA